Molecule: messenger RNA, 5276 nt
Organism: Chiloscyllium plagiosum (whitespotted bambooshark)
Lineage: Eukaryota; Metazoa; Chordata; Chondrichthyes; Orectolobiformes; Hemiscylliidae
Product: potassium channel subfamily K member 9
Biological process (GO): stabilization of membrane potential; potassium ion transmembrane transport
Cellular component (GO): plasma membrane
Molecular function (GO): outward rectifier potassium channel activity; potassium ion leak channel activity
Source: RefSeq, a predicted model, not a curated record
CAACAGAUGUGUUCCUCCAAGUUUAUCAGCUACACCGUUGUUUCAUCCUCAUAAAGACAUUACGCGACCAAUGAACACGAAGCAUGAAUCGAGAUUACACUUCAUUCUAUAAUUGUACACAAAAUAUAGACUGAAUUAUCUAUUAUCUAACAUCAUCUUAAGAAGAUUUAUUUUCUCACGAAAAGAAGUAUCAUACUUUUAAAAUAGUGUGUAGCUUUUGAACAAGUUGACUUCGCUCACUUCCCUAUGAGAUUAAAUGAACAAAGUAACCUCGGGGGAGAAACUGAUAGAACAGGAGUUACAUUGACACCACUCUGAAGUCAGAUUACGAGUAAUUAUGUGCAAAACUUUCGGAUCAUUCCCCGCUGUCUCCAACCAUCCCAAAAUGUUUCUGGGGUUUUACUUGCCGGAUUCUUCUAUAUAUUUUCACAGAACUAACAUUAACGUCUUAUUUGGGCUGGUGUUUAUCUGUGAUUCAAAGCCAGGUCCUUGCAGUUGUUCAAUUCAAUGAGGUACCGCGCCGCUUUGGGCUCUGUUUUACUGCUGUUUCAUUCCAUACUUGUUUUUCCUUAAGUCGAAAUGAUAUGCCAGGGAAUCGAAAUCACAUGUUUGUAGGAAUCAAACUACCGAGACUGAUGAUUCCCAUGUACUUAUGUUUAAAACCAUUUAAUAGCACAUGGAUAUAGAUAUACGUUUGGACCUGGUAAUCAAAAGCCGUGCUCAGUAUAACAUACAGUCUGCCCAGUUGACCGUGCAUUCAUAAAAGAAAUCAUGCUUGAGGGCGACAAUUGCAGCCCUACAAUUCAAAGCAGGAAUGACACAACAUCGACUGCACAUUAAAUAUAACAUGGAAAAGAAACCUACUAAUUCUGCCCCCAUUACCAUUAUAAUCAAUAUCAAGUUAGCCUGAGCGUUUAACCCAAGCUAUCCCUGCGAGGCCCUAGUCAAAUCAGAAAUAGAUGGGGGAGGGUAAGUUAGGAACUGAAAGAUUUGACAAUUUUUGUAAGAAAGUUCCCGUUGCUGGCCUUCCGCUCAGCUUGUACCCGCCCUUAUUCUUUCGGAUUCACCUGACUUUAAUCUCCCCUUCAGCGGGUUAUUUCAUUCUCAUCUUUCACGUUUGAUAGUGCAAAUACGAGGAUGACAUCAGCCGGUCGGCUAGCUGUGGUUCUGCAUUAUAAAAAUCCAUCUGGAAAAACCUGUUCUUCAGAUUAACAAAUAAAUAAAUAAAGACAAGCACCCUGAUGUGCGAUGGCUGGGAUCCCACUGGGUGUGGUUAGCGAGCACAGGCGACCCGGGGGAGGUAAAGCUCUCCAGCAAUCACACCCACCCUAACUUGGUGGGCAUCCCACCCAGAUCGCUGAGGACUCCGCCAAACCCACUCAGUGCAAAGCCCCCGUCAGCAUUUCUCCACUGUCACCAGCGGGCUUUGACGCAAAUUACACGGCUUUCCAGCACCCGAUCGCAUCCUUUGUGAACAGAUCGCUGAAAGAAAAGCAUUCUCCCCCCACCUAAAGCGUGCUGUUUUGAUGGCCCUGCGCACUGGGACGACUUGGUUUGGUCAGGUCUUGCGCAGAGUUAGAUUGCAGGGAUCCUGGUCCCGGCGAUCGAGCAGCUUGCUUUGCUUGUCCGCCCCCGAGAAAGCCAUCGACGAGGACCAGUACAUCGCGGAUAACUUAACCAGCCGCUGCCGGGAUCCUGGCUGCUGUACCCGGGCUUUCUCGGUGGACCUCGCCCGUUUGGAGAAUAGCAGGGAGAGCGGACAUGAGCCGCUCACAAGCCGCUUUUUGGAGGCCAUGAAGCGGCAGAACGUGCGAACUCUAUCCUUGAUCAUCUGCACGUUCACUUACCUGCUGGUGGGAGCCGCUGUCUUCGAUGCCCUCGAGUCCGAGUUUGAAAUGGAGCAGGGUGGAAAGCUGAAAGAACAGCAGAUCGGGCUCAAGGGCAAGUAUAACAUUAGCGAUGAAGAUUACAAGCAACUGGAAGUGAUCAUCAUGCAAGCGGAGCCCCACAGAGCAGGAGUUCAAUGGAAAUUCGCCGGUUCCUUUUAUUUUGCUAUUACAGUGAUCACUACUAUAGGAUAUGGCCAUGCCGCUCCAGACACUGAUGCAGGUAAAGCUUUUUGCAUGUUUUAUGCUGUGCUGGGAAUACCACUGACCCUAGUUAUGUUCCAGAGUCUGGGAGAACGGAUGAACACAUUUGUCAAAUACCUUUUGAAAAGAAUAAAGAAAUGCCUCGGCAUGAAAAGCACAGACGUGUCUAUGGAGAACAUGGUGACCGUGGGAUUCUUCUCUUGCAUGGGCACCCUGUGCAUUGGAGCAGCUGCCUUUGCACAUUAUGAAGACUGGAACUUUUUUCAUGCAUAUUACUACUGCUUCAUCACAUUGACUACAAUAGGGUUUGGAGAUUUUGUGGCCCUCCAAAAAGAUAAGGCUCUGCAGAAAAGACCACUGUAUGUAGCCUUUAGCUUUAUGUAUAUUUUAGUGGGUUUGACGGUUAUUGGAGCUUUCCUCAACCUGGUGGUUCUCAGGUUUUUGACCAUGAACAGUGAAGAUGAGCGACGGGAUGCCGAAGAGAGAGCUUCUUUGGCAGGGAAUAGGAACAGCAUGAUCAUUCACAUCCAGGAGGAUCCCCAACAGGGCCGUCAGCGGUACAAAACCGAGGUGACAGAUUUGCAGUCUGUUUGUUCCUGCAUGUGCUACAGGUCUCACGAGUACACCAAUCAGGUGGUAUCGCACCAGAAUUCGUUCAGCUCCCAACUUAAUCCUCAGUACUUUCACUCUGUAUCUUACAAGAUAGAAGAGAUUUCACCAAGCACAUUGAAGAACAGUCUGUUCCCAUCCCCCGUGAGCUCUGUGUCACCGGGUUUACACAGCUUCAACGAGAACCACAGGCUCAUGAGAAGGAGAAAGUCUAUUUGAAAUAUUUUUUGAUUUGUUUUUGAGCGUGCUGGAGAAGAUGAGGAAAAUACAGUCAUCUUUCUCUGGGACUCAGAAACCAAGCAUGAAGCAUGGUUAAUAAAAGCUCUACAUCAGCGACAAUAUGCCUUACUGACGGCAAAUGGAAUUUUAGGAACAAGCAAAAUGCUGGGCAUCCAUUGGAACUACUUAAGCAAGAGGACUGGUAUUAUUGGCAGUAUUCUGCUUGGAAGUGAUUGUAAAUUGUUAGAAUGAGGAAGUGUUAUUGGUGAAAGUGGGGAUGUGUGUGGCAUACAAUGCAUCAGGUAUUAAUUUUGUAUAAUCAUUUAACAGAGUUUCAAAUCUGACAAACAGAAGAACCCAAAUCCUAUUGCCAAAACAGCAUGCGCAUUAGUAAAUGAAGCAGUUGGUAUACUGGAUGUGCCAUUGUACUUUCAACAGCUGGCUCUUUAUUACUGGAUUGUAAAAUGCUGAAAGAUAAUUUUAGCAUGCCAGUUUAACUGCAUGCGCUUUGUACAACUGGUAUGCAUUAUAACUUACCUGAGAACAUAAAUUAAUUAGCAACAAAAUUAAUAAAACGAUUCAUAUUUAUUGAUUUAUGAAUAGUAUUUAUGCUUUUGCAGCAAUUCUGGCCAUUUGUUCUUUCUUGGCUUCUGUGGUUAUUUUGACAGAGGGAAGAAGAGUUAAAAAUGAAUGGCUAGGUUGCAUUUCAUAACUUAAGUGCAGUUAUAAUUGGCAUGACAUGGAAUUAGUUUGUGAAUGCCUGGAUAAGGACAAUAAGUCUAGAAAAUCAGCAACAAAAAAGAUUUUCCUCUUCAGAAGAUCUAACAGUUUAAGUGAUUUUAACUGUUAUUUCCAAAACCAUUUUUUUUUUUGCUGUUCUAUGACAUAAUUCAAGUGAUAGGAAGCUGUAACAAAAUGUUUACAACUCAAGGAAGCUUUUAUGCUCAUGUACAAAAUGUAAUUAAUGGGGUUGCUUCUUUUUUGUAAUGAUUGCACUAACAUGUAUAUAUUUUACAUUGUCUUUACAAUUACUGCAGUGUUGUAAAAUAAUGCACUUUUCUAUAUUUUUCAUUAAAAUAUGGCACGUUUCAAAAUGUACAUUGUUGCUUUUAUAACGAAUGUACAUGGUUAGGGGAAAAUCAUGUAAAUUUGUAUCACAGAAGCUAACUUCAGUGGUCGUAUUUUGUACAGAAGUACAGACAUCUAUAGAGAUUUAUGAAUACAUAAUAUAUUCAAAUUUGAAUGAAAAUGUACAGAGAAGAUUUGACGAAUGAAUUUACGUAUAAAGAGAUGUUAUAAAUGCCAAAUAUUUUGCAUGCAAUAAAAAUUACAUUUUUGACAACUCUUAUGUGCAAAGUGACAUUCACAACAUUUUCCAAAUCAGACUUAUAGUUAAUUAAAAAAAUUACUUACUAUGCUGGACAAAUACACAUGUUGGUAACAAUAACCUGUUCCCAUGCCGAACCCACCCUUCUAUGCAAUAUAGUAGCAGCAUUGGUGUCACCAAAUGAAACCAGUCUAGAGAGAUGAAUAUUUAAAAUUAUUAAUGCGUUACAUAAUGUUUUUGUUUAAUUGUUUAACAAUGGGUGACUAGUGACAGCUGGUUUUAGAGAAAAUCUGCAUUUUCUUCUCAACCUGAGUGCAAUAACAUAAUACAAUCAAUAUGGGCCUCACAGUGAAGUCAAAGUGAAUCUCUGUUAGCUUCAUUUACACAAAGGAUUGAUUGCAAUUAAAUUUCUAAGCUUAUUGUAACAUACAUAGAUUGUCGUACACUUAUAGUUCAUGAUAAUGGCCUAAAGAUAUCAAGUCACAUUUCUUAAUCUAAUCAGCCACCAUAUACUACAUCAAAGAUUUCUUUCAUAAAAGAUUUAAAAUUAUGAACUUCAGAUGGUACUAUACACCUUUCUAUUAUUUACUGCUGUCUGUGCUUCAAUAACUUAACCCUAUAUUAUUCCUUUGAUGGCCCAAUGUAUAGCUGAGCCCUAUUGGACAAGAAGCUUCAAAUCAUUCUGAAAGAUUAUGAAAUAUUAUCCACAAAUCUAUCUCUCAUCUCUAUCACUCAUUUCCUUCGCUAGUACCUGGUCAAAUGAGUUUAAAGAAACCACAUCCUUCUAUUUCAUAACUUCCCUAUCCUGUAUGUAAAAUAAUUUCAUUUAAAAAUGUAUCUUCAUCUUUCCCAUUUUGAGCUAAACAUUUUUGGCAUUUGUGAUGUUAGUGGUUGAAUAUCUGACUGUCUAAUACUUCUGUCUGCUAUUUUAAUGGAGGCAUUAAACAGUUAAAAUGAAUUUGUUAACACCCCUGUUAAAAUUUCCUGAUAGUGAACACAAUCAUCACUAGUCAAUGAAGAUGGAAUGGUCA